Molecule: messenger RNA, 1338 nt
Organism: Scleropages formosus (Asian bonytongue)
Lineage: Eukaryota; Metazoa; Chordata; Actinopteri; Osteoglossiformes; Osteoglossidae
Product: retinol-binding protein 2-like
Exons: 4
Coding region: 54-461 (135 amino acids)
Molecular function (GO): lipid binding
Source: RefSeq, a predicted model, not a curated record
UACACUUCCUUUUUGGUGAAUGGGUUCCAGUGUUUCUGCAGCUUAUUGCUACCAUGCCUGCAGACUACAGUGGCCGAUGGGAGAUGGUUAGCAAUGAGAACUUUGAGGACGUCAUGAAGGCGCUCAAUAUUGAUUUUGUGACCCGUAAAAUUGCCGUCCAUCUGGCCCAAACGAAGGUUAUUAUCCAAGAUGGGGACAAAUUUGAGAUCAAAACUUUGAGCACCUUUAGGAACUAUGAGAUGAAAUUUACCGUGGGGGUUGAGUUUGAAGAGCACACCAAGGGCCUAGACAACAGGGUGGUCAAGACCCUGAUUAAAUGGGACGGGGAGAAGCUCGUGUGUACCCAGAAGGGAGAGAAGGCUAAUCGAGGAUGGAAACACUGGAUUGAGGGAGACCAGCUGCACAUGGAACUGACUUGUGAGGACAAAGUCUGCCACCAGGUGUUCAAGAGAAAGGAAUAAAGAAAUAUGUGUAUUAUUAGAUAACUCUUUCACAAUGUAUUAGGAAGUAACUUGUGUGCAGUCUUAUCCAAAGACAGUCGCAUGUUUUCAAUCUGCAGUUUACUGAAGCAGCUAUGAGCAGGAUAAGUUCUUCUUUAACAUUGUAGUAGAGUGGCAUAUCCCUGUAACCAUUAAAUGAUGUGUCCCGUAUUUCACCAACAAUCCUUAGUUACCCUGCAUGUUUUCUUUCUGCCCAUGUGCAUGAAAGUUAAAUCAUAGAUUUCCUGAAUUACCAAUGUGAUCUGACAUCCUUUAGUAAAUGUCUACACUGAUUUGCCAUUGCCUUGUUUGGUAGUUGUAAAAAUACUAACUGACAUUACUGUGCUUUUAACUUUUGUGAAAAAAUAGCACAAGCGUUAAAAACAUUUACUGUCUAAGCAAGUGCAGAGUAAAUUAUUUAUGCAGUUUAUCUUUACCAAGAAAAUCUGUCGAUGUCUGUGUUAAAGCCAUUUUAGGGAAUCAGUACAGAUAGAACAAUAGGCCUGAAAGUUCCAUUGUAUACCAUACAAUUUAUUCAAACAUUUAUAUCUGGAUACUGUUGAUGUGUGGUAUUUUAGACAAUUCAUAUUUAACAUAGAAAUAGUAAAAUGUGCUAACAGUAUGAAACUAAACAAGGGUAUAGGUACAAUAUACACAUACAGUAUUAACACUUGACUAUUCAGCAGUAAGGCUAGAAAUGUUUCUGGAACAGAGCAAGAUUUGCACCCAAAAAGAGGCAGAAAUCAUCGGGGGGAAUUGUACAGUGUGUACGUUUGGCUUUGUGAAUGCAUUGUUUACCGUGGUUUGUGUUCCAGUUAGUGUUGAAUAAACUUUUGAUUGAUUUUCCUGUUCUAAAAUG